AUGCCCCUCAUACCUAUUAACAUACCCCCUCUCCAGCUGCUCGACGAACGGCAGCAGGCUCUUGGGGAAAGCGUCGAGCACGGGGUACGCGGGGUUGCCGAAGGCUGCGGAGGUGAGGGAUUCGACGGAUGUCUUGAGUUUUUGGAGCAUUCCGGGUACCUGGUGGUCGAAGUGUUUUUGCUCGGACAGGUGGGAGAGGAGAGUUUGGAGCUGGGAGUGGAUGGACUGGAGUUGGGGGGAGUAUUGGGAGGAUGGGAGAUGUUUGGGGAGGUCGGCGGAGAGGCGAGGGAUUUGUCGGAGAGGGAUUGGAAUUUGGCGUGGUGGGUGGUGGAUGCAGCUGACUUCUCAUAA
Molecule: messenger RNA, 351 nt
Organism: Babesia ovata
Lineage: Eukaryota; Apicomplexa; Aconoidasida; Piroplasmida; Babesiidae
Product: short-chain dehydrogenase reductase SDR, putative
Exons: 2
Coding region: 1-351 (116 amino acids)
Source: RefSeq, a predicted model, not a curated record